AUGCACAAUAAAUUUCUCAUAGAGGAUUCCAUCUAUGACUAUGUUAGGGGAAGGCACAGGUUGCUAUUCACGGCUGCGUCUGCACGGAUGCGGAAGUACAUCGAAAAUAUUGAUAAGUUUAAGGCCAAAGGGAUUGUUUCUGUUAGUUGUGUGGCUGUUAAUGAUCCAUAUACUAUGAAUGCUUGGGUAGAGAAGCUUCAAGCCAAUAGUGCUAUUGAGUUUUAUGGAGACUUCGACGGGAGCUUUCACAAAAGCUUAGAUUUAGUUACUGAUCUCUCUAGUGCUUUGCUUGGAACUCGAUCCAAGAGGUGGUCAGCAUACGUGGUAGAUGGAAAAGUGAAAGCUCUUAAUGUUGAAGAAGCUACAUCCGAUGUCAAGGUUUCUGGCGCAGACACCAUUUUGGGACAGAUUUAA
Arachis ipaensis is the source of this 414-nucleotide messenger RNA. Lineage: Eukaryota; Viridiplantae; Streptophyta; Magnoliopsida; Fabales; Fabaceae. The record is from RefSeq and is a predicted model, not a curated record.